This is a messenger RNA of Daucus carota subsp. sativus, 1806 nucleotides long. RefSeq lists its product as uncharacterized. The transcript is spliced from 3 exons. The coding region runs from base 97 to 1449 and encodes 450 amino acids. The record is from RefSeq and is a predicted model, not a curated record. NCBI's taxonomy places the organism in Eukaryota, Viridiplantae, Streptophyta, Magnoliopsida, Apiales, Apiaceae.
ACAAGCAACGACGUCGUAUAUUCCCAAGUCAAACAAACAACUCAUCAUCAUCGACAAUCUGAGCUUCACCAUUAUUACCAUCAUCACCAAUCAAAAAUGUCAUGGUUCGCCAAAUCACUCGCCACAACUCUCAACCUCAACGACGACGAUGACAACUCCGAGUCAUCCCACCCCAAUCCCCAGACCGAGUCACCAACUCAUCCCAACUCGGACCCAACCGACUCAUCCAAUCGCGGAGUCAAAGAAGACUUAUCCGAACUCAAAAAAACCCUAACUCGCAAUUUCUGGGGCGUCGCCUCGUUUCUCGCGCCGCCUCCACCCUCUUCCUCCGAUUCGGACCCUAACGGAUCCGAUCCGGAUGACUCGGACUCUCCUGUGAUCCCGAACAUCCGUAACGACUUUGCGGAGAUUGGGGGCAAGUUUCGCAGUGGGAUUAGUAAGAUUUCUAAUAAUAUGGCGGUUGUUUCUGAGAUCACGUCGAAGAUGGCUUCGAAUUUUCUUCAGUUAGGAGUGGAGAAUGAGGAAGGGAGGGAUUAUUAUGAAUUUGGAGCUGUCGGUGUUACGGACAGAGUGGUGGAUUUUGUUAGAGAUGUUGUUAUGCAUCCCGAGACUUGGUUGGAUUUUCCUUUGCCUGAUAGUGAUGACGAGGAAGAUUUUGACAUGUCUGAUGCUCAGCAAGAGCAUGCACUGGCUGUUGAACGACUUGUGCCAAGAUUGGCUGCACUUAGGAUGGAACUUUGUCCUGGUUAUAUGAGUGAGACUUGCUUUUGGAAGAUAUACUUUGUACUUUUGCAUCCUAGACUUGAUCAACAUGAUGCUGAAGUUCUAUCAACACCCCAGAUUGUGAAAGCUAGAUCUCUGCUGACACAGAAUAAUUUGAGGAAUAAUUCUUCUGCAAAAUCAGAACUGGACACCUCACGUAGGGAAACUCUAUCUAUUGAAGAAGACAUGAAAUCACCAGCUGAAGAGUUUCUUUCUGCACCAUCUGCUACUAGAAUAAAAUCUGUACCUGUCGAGACAUCUGCUCUUGAGUCAGCUCCCCCACAAGCUGAUAUCGAGACUGAAAAGCAUCCUGUUCUAGUCAAUGAAGUUCGAAUUGUAGACAAGUCUGUCAUCCAAGAAGAGAAUGUGAUCCAGAAAAAAAAGCAAAAUCUGCCAUCUACUUCCUCUUCUAACGUCCUUGGGGAAACAGAUGAAGAUGAUGCAGAUGACUGGUUGAAGGAGGAAACCUCAGAAACAGUUAGUUCAAGUGAUAAGAUUAUUCCUAUUGACAAUGAUGAGGAUGUCUCAUUCAGUGAUCUUGAAGAUGAAGGAGAUGUUCCCACAAGUUACAAGAAAAAAGACUCGCGAGAUUGGGUUCAGUUAGAUGGGUCGAAGCAGGAUAGGCAUGAUCCUGAAAACAAGUAUUCUAAUGACUGGCUCGACCUGGAUGAGAUUGAAGUUGAAUGAUUUCAUCCCUGAUGUAUUAUAUAUCUACGAAAGAGAGUUAUUAUGCUCUGUUGUGAAUACCGUUUUCUAUUUAUGGAGUCUGUGGUGAGGCCUCCAAGACCUUACAUCUGUACAUAUAGUCAUACGAUAUGUGAAGAUGCGUCUGCCUUGCCAUCUUACAUGUUAUUAUCGGAAUUCCUGGACUUGAUUAAGUUAUUAUCAGAUAACAAAUGCUGAUGGCUUAUUUGGAAGGAAGAACCCCUUUUCUUAUGCACAAAGUAUUCAGUUCUAUUUAUAUCCUUUUGAUGUAAUCUGACAUUUCGUUAUGUUUGUUCUAUUCACUUUCAAGGAAUAAGGAUGAUAUAUAUUUUCUGAACA